AUGGCAAGUGAAGGAGAAUAUGUGAGAGCAGUGAAAGGCCGUGUGAAGGCAGCGUGGGCCAAGUGGCGAGAGGUUUCUGCCGUGAUGUGCGACAAAAAGUUACCAGCCAAGCUGAAGUCGAAAAUGUACAAAACUGUGAUAAGACCUGUGUUAUUGUACGGAGCAGAAACUUGGGCCUUAAGAAAGAAAGAAGAGAGCCUGCUGCAGAGAACGGAAAUAAGAAUGCUGAGGUGGAUGUUAGAAAUUAGUCUAAGAGAGCAGAAAACAAACGAAGAGGUGUUAGCUAAAGCAGGAAUCACAGGCAUUAGUAGCAAGAUCGAAAAGGCAAGACUCACAUGA
This is a messenger RNA of Penaeus chinensis, 339 nucleotides long. RefSeq lists its product as uncharacterized. Bases 1 to 339 code for a protein of 112 amino acids. The record is from RefSeq and is a predicted model, not a curated record. The transcript has a single exon. NCBI's taxonomy places the organism in Eukaryota, Metazoa, Arthropoda, Malacostraca, Decapoda, Penaeidae.